Molecule: messenger RNA, 2718 nt
Organism: Spodoptera littoralis (African cotton leafworm)
Lineage: Eukaryota; Metazoa; Arthropoda; Insecta; Lepidoptera; Noctuidae
Source: the annotation of a GenBank genome assembly
AUGAACCCGACUAAUAAACUUGCGUAUAUACGACAUAAGUAUUCAGGGCCGCGAAAAUCACGGAAAAAGGUGCAAGCCGCAUUCAAAAGACAUCAUGAAAGUUCUUCUAGUGAUCUAUACCGGGUGGAAGCAUGGCGUAACAAGAAACAGAAGAUAGUGGAAAGAACUGUGGACUGCUCUGUUGUAAUUAGUUCACAUACAACUCAAGAUCAUCAGCUGUCCAACCUUUCGAUAGCUGACGAUACGCCCAAAACCUAUUCGCGUGGUAUACCAGAAAUUCGAUACGAAGCCAUAGCCUGCAGCUCUAGCUCCAAUACAGUUGAAUCUGUUACAGAGCAAGCAAAGACUGUGGAUUUUGAUUGGCCACAACCCGAUUCAGAGACUGAAGCUUAUCAACUAACUGUGGAAAGAACAUCAAGUGACAACUUAUCAGGUUUGGAAGGGUACCGUAUUGUUGAUUUGAAACAUGUGAUCCAAUGGGCAUUUCAAAUGGAAAACCACCGACAGUCUUGUGAGUCAUCUCAAAUAGAGUAUAUUAGUGAACAACGGAAAGGAUUUCACAGUUUAUUAACAUUUAAAUGUAGUAUGUGUAAUAAAAUAUGGCAGCAAAGCACAGAGAAGAAACAGAAAAUUAACACGGCAUUUGUAUGGGCAACUGUGACUGCUGGAAGUUAUUACACUCAGGCAGCACACAUCACAAGUCUAAUGGAUAUACCAACAAUGACCGGACAAACAUUCCGUUUAAUAGAAAAACAAUUAGGCAAUGUAUGGCAUGAACAUUUGGCCGAAGAAAUAAAGAAAGCUGGUGAGCAAGAAAGGUCUAUUGCUAUUGAUAAAGGAAAUGUUUCUUCAGAUGGUAUUCCAUACAUUACUGUAUAUGUAGAUGGUGGAUGGUUGAAAAGGUCAUAUGGUCACAACUUUGAUUCGUCAUCUGGAAUGGCCUGCAUUAUUGGAAAGGAAACCAAGAAAUGUCUUUAUCUUGGUGUCAGGAACAAAUAUUGUUAUACAUGCCAGUAUUAUGAGCGAACAGGUACAGACGCUAAGAGUCAUGGCUGCUGCAAAAACUUUACUGGGCCAUCUACUGCAAUGGAAUCUGAUAUUAUUGUUGAAGGAUUUCAACAGAGUGAGAAUAUGCAUAAUCUUCGGUACCUAAGUUUUAUAGGAGAUGGCGAUUCUUCAGUGUUUGCUAAUUUGAAAGAAAAGGUGUCUUAUGGAAACCAAAUAAAGAAAAUUGAAUGCAAGAAUCAUGUUAUAAAAAACUACACGAGUGCACUUUACAAGAUUUUAGGUAAUACGAAGCUCCCUUUGUAUGGACGAAAUAUUUUGAAGCCUAAAUUGAUGAAAUUGACACUGGUAGCGCGAAAGAUUAUUGUUCACAACAGCAAUGAGUCAGGUUCAAUGGCUGAUGAUUUAAGGAAUAGUCCACUUCAUGUAUUUGGACAGCAUGAAAAAUGUAAGGAAUAUUACUGUUCAGUGAAGCAAUUACCACCUGACGAGAAUAAACAGCAAGACAACCAAGUAGAAAUCCUAAGAAAUACAGCACCAGAGGUCUGGGCUCUUAUUUAUGCUGCAAAUGAAAGAAUCGCUUUGAAAGCCAGGCGGUUGUCUAACGAAACGACAAAUGUUGCAGAAAAUUUUAUGAGUGUCAUUAAUAAAUUUAACUGUGGAAAACGUCUCAGCCUUGGAAAAGGAGGCUCCUAUCAGCGGCGUGUUCAUGUAGCAGGAUUGUCUCAUUCUGUAGGACAUAAAUGGCAUCAAACUGCAUGGAAAAAAAAGACAACAGAGAGCCCUGGACAAUAUUUUAAAAAAUAUGUCCAUCAAAAAGAGAGAAGUAGAUUGCGCCAACAGAAAAUGACUCGAAAACGGCUUUUUACUGAAAAAAAUAAAACUCAACCUGAUAAGGACUACGGCCCAGCAGCAAGUGACCCUGUCGAUAUUAAUGAGCUAGAAUUAAAACGGCUCUGUGAAGUGAGAUUGCUUAAAUUUCAAGAAGAUACACAAAAAGUAGUACUAAUUGAAAAGCAGACUGUGGGUCAACAUGAUAAUGAAAAGUAUCUCUUAUACAGAUCUGACCGUCUCACAGCAAGCCAGUUUGGAAUGGUUUGCAAACGUCGUAAUGCCACACCAUGUCACAAUCAUGUGAAAUGCAUUCUCUACAAAAAUAAUAUUUGUACUAAAGAUAUGAUGUAUGGACAACAAAAUGAACAUGUUGCAAGGAGCAUGUUUAUCCAACAAUAUGGCAAAACUGUCAGGCCAUCAGGACUUUUCAUUGAUGAAGAAUUUGGAUUCUUAGCAGCUAGCCCUGAUGGUAUUAUAGAAGCAGAAAAUACUAUAGUAGAAAUAAAAUGUUUUCCCUCCUUGGGAAGGAAAUCUCAAAAUAUUCGAGAAGCAUCAGAAAAUAGAAAUUUUCCUAUUCAUUUGGAAAAUGAUGUUUUAGUUAUGAACAAAAAGCAUAAUUAUUAUUAUCAAGUCCAGGGUCAAUUGCGAAUUACCAAAAUGAAUAAAUGUUACUUCAUUUGCUUUAUAUCUGUCACCCAACCAUUGACUGUCAUAGAAGUUAACCGGGAUGACGAAUUUAUCAGUGCUAUGAUGCCUAAGUUGGUGACAUUUUUUAAAACAUGUGUACUGCCGGAAAUUAUUUUGAGAAGAGUUGAGAAAAAUGCUAAAUGUCUAGACAUCAAGGAAUUGAAAGCGAAAACUACGUCUUCCACCAUUUGA